AUGUGCAACAAACCAAUGAUGACAUCGUCUCCCCCACACUCUCAACCAAGCCUGGCCCAGAACGUAGUCCUGGAUUUUCUUUCAGCCUGGACUCGGUUCAUCAGACUGCUGCAUAUUCUCUACAUACCUUCUCAUAGAAAAAGCUAUUCGAGUUAUACUUGCACAAUGCCUCCCACUCGUCGCCGCGGAGGUAAUACUGCCGCCACUCGUUCUAACCAGGCGACCCUCUCGUUCGGCUCCAAGUCCAGAGUCACGAAGCCAUCAGCAGCGCCCACCACACGCUCUCAGAAAGCCAAGGAUCUCGACUUGAUUGACGCUUCUCGAUCAAAUACUCCAUCAGUAGACGAUGUAUCCGAAGCAGAACAGGUUUCUGUUACUGCCACGGAGCCUUCGCAGCCCCAUGUGGCAGAGCUUGCCGUGAGGCAGCAGGCUCGGGCGGAGAUUGAGCAACCACGGUCAGAAGAGGAUGCUAAGGCGGAGAAGAUCACCGAAAGGCAACUGCAACAGUACUGGAAGAAGGAAGAGGCAAAGAGACAAGGGCCUAGAGUUCACCAGGAGGGCCUCGAUCUACGAGAGAAGAUACUACGCAACUUCGACCUUUCAAGUCAAUACGGGCCUUGCAUUGGAAUUGCUCGACUCAAGCGAUGGAGACGUGCGCAUACGCUAGGCCUCAAUCCUCCCCUCGAGGUGUUGGCAGUGUUGUUGAAACCAGACGAGGAUACUAAACAGAGGGCGUAUAUUGACGAGCUGAUGUCUUGA
Messenger RNA from Aspergillus luchuensis, 759 nucleotides. RefSeq names its product putative DNA polymerase delta subunit 4. The record is from RefSeq and is a predicted model, not a curated record. Gene Ontology annotation, cellular component: delta DNA polymerase complex. The transcript has 3 exons. NCBI's taxonomy places the organism in Eukaryota, Fungi, Ascomycota, Eurotiomycetes, Eurotiales, Aspergillaceae. Gene Ontology annotation, biological process: DNA-templated DNA replication; DNA synthesis involved in DNA repair. The coding region runs from base 1 to 759 and encodes 252 amino acids. Gene Ontology annotation, molecular function: DNA-directed DNA polymerase activity.